Molecule: messenger RNA, 1872 nt
Organism: Abrus precatorius (Indian licorice)
Lineage: Eukaryota; Viridiplantae; Streptophyta; Magnoliopsida; Fabales; Fabaceae
Product: developmentally-regulated G-protein 3
Exons: 10
Coding region: 409-1515 (368 amino acids)
Biological process (GO): cytoplasmic translation
Cellular component (GO): cytoplasm
Molecular function (GO): GTPase activity; GTP binding
Source: RefSeq, a predicted model, not a curated record
GUACUGCACAUUUGUUAUGGUUGUGUUCUUUUGUUUUUGGUAGAUUAACGAUGGUUGGUUUUGGUUUUGUAUUUGUUCUUGUUUUAUCGUCUUGGAUUCAACUGCAGUAGAUUUGGGUCUAAAAAAGAAGUCGGGACCAAAAAUAUUUGGAGCUAGAUUAUUUUGGGCCUACCCAGCCCAUAUGACUCAUCGUUUUUUGCAAUUUCGAUUUCAAUUCGAGAGUCGAAUACUCUACCCUAAGUCCCACCGUAAGCAUUUGUCCAUAUUUGUUCUAGCAGCUUCUUCGUUCUCCUCCUCCCCGGCGCAAAACACCGUUUCCCCACCCCAGAGUUGUCCGGUUCCAAUCUCACUUCCCUUCACGCCAGGAGUAACCUGAACCUCUUUUGCGUUGUUUUUCUUUCUUCCACAAUGGCGACGGUGAUGCAGAAAAUCAAAGACAUCGAAGAUGAGAUGGCAAGAACCCAAAAGAACAAGGCUACUGCUCAUCAUUUGGGCUUGCUGAAGGCUAAACUUGCAAAGCUGCGGAGGGAACUCCUUACACCUACAUCAAAAGGAGGUGGAGGUGCUGGUGAAGGUUUUGAUGUUACUAAAAGUGGGGAUUCAAGAGUUGGUCUUGUGGGCUUCCCUUCAGUUGGCAAAUCUACUCUGCUGAAUAAGUUGACUGGGACAUUUUCAGAGGUUGCUUCCUAUGAGUUUACUACCUUAACUUGCAUCCCAGGUGUGAUCACAUAUCGAGGAGCUAAAAUUCAGUUGUUGGAUCUCCCAGGAAUUAUUGAGGGUGCUAAGGAUGGAAAGGGUAGAGGACGGCAGGUUAUUAGUACUGCAAGGACAUGCAAUUGCAUUUUAAUUGUCCUGGAUGCAAUAAAGCCAAUAACUCAUAAGCGUCUUAUAGAAAAAGAGCUAGAGGGAUUUGGUAUAAGGUUAAAUAAAGAGCCACCAAAUCUGACUUUUAGAAAGAAAGAUAAGGGUGGAAUUAAUCUCACCUCAACUGUCACCACAACACUUCUGGAUCUUGAGACUGUGAAGGCUAUAUGUAGUGAGUACAGAAUUCACAAUGCGGAUAUUACCCUCAGGUAUGAUGCCACUGCCGAUGAUCUUAUAGAUGUCAUUGAGGGCAGUAGAGUCUAUAUGCCUUGCAUCUAUGUUGUGAACAAGAUUGAUCAGAUCACACUAGAGGAACUGGAGAUCUUGGAUAAGCUACCUCAUUACUGUCCAAUCAGUGCACACCUGGAGUGGAACCUUGAUGGUCUUCUAGAGAAAAUUUGGGAGUAUCUUAGCUUAACUCGGAUUUAUACUAAACCUAAAGGGAUGAAUCCUGACUAUGAAGAUCCUGUCAUAUUAUCAUCUAAGAGGAGGACAAUUGAGGACUUCUGCAAUCGCAUUCACAAGGACAUGGUUAAACAGUUUAAAUAUGCUCUGGUCUGGGGUUCAAGUGCGAAACACAAGCCUCAAAGAGUUGGCAAGGAACAUGAACUUGAAGAUGAAGAUGUGGUUCAGAUUAUCAAGAAAGUGUAAUUUGUUGUAAUCAAAAGGAAUCCAAGAUGUUUUUUUUUUCCUUCUGAAAAUGGGUCAGAAUGCCUCCACGAGAUAUUAGAGAAUGUUCUGAGGCAAAUCAAAGAUCCCUUCUUGAGACUUUCUCCAGAAUCGUAGAUUACUCUCCAAUUUCUCACUUUUUUCAGUUGGGGGGUUAGGUAGAUUAUAUUGAAGUUUGAUGCGUAGUUAUAUUAUUAUUAUUAGCUAUAUCAGGGAACGCCGUUUGUCGCGUUAGUUUUGGAAUGUUUGUGUCCAAGACAAUUAAUGAGUGGAAUAAUAGGGGUUUUUCUUGUAAACAUUGAUAGGGUUUGCUGGAUAUAUAUAAUUCAGGUGGGUAUG